AACAUUCAUUUCGUCACCUUUCAUUUCUAAAACUCGCUUGAGGGUGGACAAACUAUAGGUUGUUGUUAUAAUCAUCGGUUUAGUUGAUGCGGUAGAUAAUUCAUCGCUGCCAAACUAGUGUUGUUUAAAUCGUCGAUAAUAUCUGUUGAUAUCACAAGUUAUCAAUCAAGGAUUCUCAAGUGCCAAACAAGAUGGAGGAGGUCAUCGAAACGAUUGUUACCGAGAGUAUUGAAGUCGAGGAGAGCACGACCACGCUUCCCACUUUGGAGCCCGAAAAAGCGAAAGGAGAGUUUGUUUGGACUCUACAAGCUACAUGGCAGCUUGUGAACACUCGCUUGGAAAUGGAUCAGGAAUUUGACCAGCCUGUGUGCAAAAAGAAGAAGCUUUGGGAGACAGUUGCUGAGAGGGUAACUGCAAAGCUUCAGGCUGCUGGGAACCUGGAUGUGGCCGUGAAGGCCUAUGAGUGUGAUCUGAAGUGGAGGAACAUGCUGGCCACGUACCGCAAAAACACAGAACGUGCCAAGCGUCUUGGGGCGCAGAGCGUCCACUGGGAGUUCUUCAAGGCCAUGCACAAUGUGCUGGGCAAGAGUCGGGAGGAGAUUGAGGCCCAGCGCAAGGCAAAGCUGAAUGGCACCAAGCUGGGCAAGGCUAUUGCCAGCAAACGGUUCACCCCCAUUCUGCCCAUCCCUUCAAUAACAGCGGCCCCGACAAUAACAGCUGCCACAUCCAUAACAGCCACCCCCAUGCACCCAAAGCCCCCUCAGCAAACUCAGGAUGUGCUGCAUCUAUACCUGGAGCUACAGGAGAGGAAGAUGAACAUGUGGGCUCAGCAAAAGGCGCUGGAGGAGAGGAAGAUUGAAGCCAUUAACAACCUGGCACGCGCCAUCUCCAGCUUGGCACAGGACAAUAGUGUCCAGCUGCCAAAAGAGUAAUAAAGGUGAACCAGGCAAGGACCCAGUGCAUCAACCUUUCAUUAAUGGAACUCAACUGUUUGGGAUAUUAGGUUAUUUGCCUUUAACCUCUGUGUUAGACAGGAGGUUCCUUUAACUGGUAUAUUUAAGUUCUUGGUUCUAUUUUUAUCAUAAUCUGAAAUGAAUAUGUGUGGGCCAGCAUUUUCAUGAUAAGGACUGAAACUGUGAAUCAAGAAUAUGUGGUGUACUGUAUUUUCCAGGGACAGGAAGGGCGUCAGGAAUGACUCUCUUGAAACCAAGAUUGGUCCUUUUUAACGAUGACAAUGUCCUCCGUUAACUAUAACAAAAAAAACAAAAAAAACUCCAAGCCUCUGACAAUAUUGAAAUGUAAUGAAAAAGGGAGUGACCUUUGUGUGUGUGUGUGUGUGUGUGUGUGUGUGUGUGUGUGUGUGUUUGAGGUGGAGUUAAGAUACAAGGCAUUGUGUUCGGAUGAAGUGGAAAUAGAUAACACCCUAACAAGCUUUUUUCCAGGUUAUGCAAGUUAAUGACUUCAUAAUAAUGUAGUUGUACAAAAAACAGUCUUAUCUGAUACUAGAAACAGAUUAGUAAUGAUAUCCCACAAUUCCAUUCUGACAGAUGUUCAACUUAAUCUAUUGUUGGUGUAUUUUUUUGUGGGUCACAAACCUGUAAAUAUGGUGUGCAUAUUUAUCAGUGACCUUGUUUAGUAAAACAUAUAUUUGUUAAUAAGAAGUCUGUAUAUUAUACUUUUAAUAAAAAAAAACAGGAUAAGUGUUUAUUGAUUAUUUCACUGGGAGUAAAGAUCAGAUAUACAGUAAUUCACUGAAUACUGCAAGUGCAUGAUUUAGUGGCUGAAGUGGGGGAAUAAAGUGCCAGUACCCGACACCAACUGGUAUAUGUAAAUCAUUAUCACAUUUGACAUUUCUACUGUGAAAAACAAUG
This is a messenger RNA of Sardina pilchardus (European sardine), 1871 nucleotides long. RefSeq lists its product as uncharacterized. Lineage: Eukaryota; Metazoa; Chordata; Actinopteri; Clupeiformes; Clupeidae. Bases 192 to 932 code for a protein of 246 amino acids. The record is from RefSeq and is a predicted model, not a curated record. The transcript is spliced from 2 exons.